UUUCGUCAGAAAUAUAGAUAGGGGUCUAAACAUGGAUGAAAUUAAUAAAGUUAGGGAAACUUCAUCGGAAAGUGGUGAAAUACCGAAAGUUACGAUGAAAUUUGACGACUGUACAGGAACAUGGAGUCAUAGAGAUGAUUCUGAUUUAAAGAAUGAACCCUCGACAAGCGGAAGUGCCGCACAGCCUGACCACCAUCCUUCACCCGCAUCCACCACCGAGGAUCAGGAGUUCGAAUUAACAGCUGAUGCGAUGGUUCAUGACUUUGAUGAUGAAGCCACCAUGGAGGAAGAAGAAGAAGAUGGCGAUGGAGAUGAUGAGGAGCUUGAUGAUCUGGCUAAGGAGCGAGACAUACCGUUGGAAGAUUUAAUCGCGAUGUAUUAUGGGAAGCAGGAAAACAAAGAUGUUUCAGAAACUGAAAAGGUUGAGGAUGGUUCAUCAUCUGACUCAAGAGAGCAACUUCCUAAAACAAAUGAAAACAAAGAUUCAGAGGAAUUAAAAAGAAAAUUAAGAUCCAAUGCGACACUACUGAGUCCCACCCAUGCUGAAUCACCUGAUGAGGAUGGAGAUUACGUUCCUCCUGCUCCUGAGGAUUGGAGGAAGGAUCCGAGGGUGGGGGACGAGUUUCAAGUCAACAUGAUCCCACGAUGCGAUAACCAGGGACCCGAUUACAACAUAGAUUCAGAUCUUCUUGUUUGGGACCCAAUCAAAAUCAACCCAACGAAAGUCGAGUCGUAUUUAAAAGAAAUUUCCGACAUUUCUACCACCGGUGGUCUCCCUAAUGGUUGUCAUCUCCGUGACAACGAAGAUGCGUUAUUUCUCCUCUCACAAUGUAACAACGACACAGAUGAGGCAAUCCGUCAGUUUCGCUGGAAACCCCGUCCGUUGUCGAGCGAGUUACAAACUUGGUCCGAGGAAGAAUGUCGCUUGUUUGAACAUGGCUUGUCACUUUAUGGCAAAGAUUUCCACAAUAUUCAUCAUAAUAAGGUACGGACGAAAAGUAUCGGUGAAAUAGUAAAGUUUUAUUACAUCUGGAAGAAAUCUGAACAUUACGAUAAAUUUAACGCUAAGACACGACUUGGAAAGAAGAAAGAUACCUUGCAUCCUGGUGUCACGGAUUACAUGGAACGACUACUAGACGAGACAGAACAUUCGAUAUCCAUGCACCAUACUGCCUCCAGUGGCCAAACCACCCCACACAGUGUAGCUCUCCAGCAACACCUAGUGGACUUACGAGUGACAAGAAGCCACGCACGUCAACGGCCGAGUAACUUUGCUGACUCGCCUACAAACCAAUAUGGAGAAAUAAACGGUUUUCUUGACGGCGACUACGCGGACGACAUAGAAAUCUUCGAUAACAUCGUCCCGUCUCUCCCCACCUCAUCAGCGCCCACUAGCGGUGAAUACUCGACUCUCGAACCAGAAAUAACCGUUGUUUAUUCCGAGCCGGCCAAUUUCGCCCCCAUUUCCUCGUCUAUCAACCACGAGGCAAUACCGGCCGGUAUUUUGACUUCGAAUAGAAAUAACAACUCAGAUAAACAAGAUAGUUCACGCUCGUUUCGCCCCGUCGAACCCGCACAAAUCACCCCGUCGCUUGAGAACCGAACACACGAGGGCAGUAGAACCACACCCUUACCUCAAGAUGUUUUAACUUCAAUAGAUGAACUAGUUACAGCUUAUUGCAACAAACCAACCAGUAAGCCAACAUCAAAGGAAACCCUCCCAACCCCUGACCCCACCUCACCCUCACGUCGAGACACACAAGAUGAGCAUGGGGCAAAACGACGAAGAAUUGACGACUCGCCUCGUAGCUACCAACACCAGCCGUCUGACCUCACCCAAGAAAAACCCCCUCUGGUCAGCUGCUGACCCAUAACACCCAGCGACCCCCGUUAAACUAUGGUUAGCAAAUGUAACGUUAUGUCUGCUAUAGCCCACCAUAUCUUACUGCCCCCAAAAAUACUCCAUACAAAACAUAAUUAUCUCUAAAGGUCAUAACCCAUAGUUCUUUUCAAAUAUUCUCCAUAACUCUUUGGGUUUUUACAAUAUUGGUCUUUCGUAAAGCCAAUGUACUGGCCUAACUAGUAGAAAAAUUGUUAUUCCCCUCUAAAAUUUUGAGAAUUUUAAUUUCAGAGCCAGAAAAUUUAAUGUUUUUACAACCCUUAGUCCCCCACACAAAACACAGGGGCUCAGUAUGUGUAUAGUAUUUUACAGGGUUUUAACAAAUAGCUGUUCUUUUUUCGACAGUUUUACUAAUUUUUGUGCGAAAAUUAUUUUGCAUCGUGGGUCAAACUCUAAAAUUAGGUUGAUCCAUUUAUUUUGUUACAUUUUCUAUUUUAUAAUCAUUUUCAUACAGUAUCGUGGCACAUUAUGCCUGGUUUUAUCACAAACAGCUUCAAUAACUCUACUUUAAACACCCAGGAACGUAAAUAACUCAAUCUAGUUUGAUUGGCAAGUCUUACAAUAAUACCCCCAAUGCAUUUAUAAUGUUACAUGUACAUUAUAUUGUUGUUUCAAACAACAUUUAGACACCAAGUGUUUCUCCACUCUUUCACACAACCAAAAUAUUAAACAUAAAUUAAUAGAAAGGCUUUGGGGCCUAAUUUCCGAAACUGUAUUUCACACAAUCACACAAGCAUAAGUAAAUUCUAUACAAAAAAGAAUAAUAUCAAUAUCCACUAUGUGUUAGGAAGCACUUUACACCCAUCACUCAUUUGAUUUAAAAUUCUUAAUAUUUUUUGGUAUUCUCACUAUGACGUAACAAUCUUUCUCCGCGAAUAUUUUGUACAGUGAUUUAAUAGUAUUGUAUAGGCGCCAAACCUGGGGUGGCAGGGUAUGCAGGUCUCCCCUGCAUUUCAAAAGUUUGGCGCCUAUGUUGUUACGUCACAUGGGAAUUCAUGUUUGAAAUUUUUCGAGAUAUUUUUAUCAAUUGUUUUAAAAUUUUAAAACUCCGAAUUCGUAUUUUGUUUAUUGUGUCGUCAUAGGGUAGACAAUUACCGCACAAUGACACGUGUCCAGGUUUUAAAUACACGAUUUUGUAUCUGA
Ciona intestinalis (vase tunicate) is the source of this 3043-nucleotide messenger RNA. Lineage: Eukaryota; Metazoa; Chordata; Ascidiacea; Phlebobranchia; Cionidae. The record is from RefSeq and is a predicted model, not a curated record.